UCCACGCGCCCUUUCUGCUGGACGCCCGUGACCCUUGGAACCCAGGGAAGCAGCCCCAGUCCCCGCUGCCAGAGGCUCCCCAGGCCAUGUCAGAACUUUGAGCGAAGACUGGUGACAGGGAGCGGCCGCCCCCGCCUGCCUCCCCAACAGGGCUUCAGGAUGCUGAGCCUGAAGCUCCCCAGGCUGUUCAGCAUAGACCAGAUGCCCCAGGUGUUCCAUGAGCAGGGCAUCCUGUUUGGCUACCGACACCCACAGAGUUCCGCCACUGCCUGUAUCCUCAGCCUCUUCCAAAUGACCAAUGAGACCCUCAACAUCUGGACUCACUUGCUGCCCUUCUGGUUCUUCAUGUGGAGGUUUGUGACUGCACUGCUUGUGAUAGAUGUCCAGAAUGACAGCUACUCCUGGCCUCUGCUUGUGUACAUGAGCACCAGCUGCGUGUACCCCCUUGUGUCCAGCUGUGCACACACCUUCAGCUCCAUGUCCAAGAAUGCCCGACACAUCUGCUACUUCCUGGACUAUGGCGCUGUCAACCUCUUCAGCCUGGGCUCAGCCAUUGCCUACGGUGCAUAUUCGUUCCCUGACUCCCUGGUGUGCACCGCCUUCCGUGACUACUACCUGACGCUGGCUGUGCUGAACACCAUCGUCAGCACGGGCCUCUCCUGCUACUCCAGGUUUCUGGAACUCCAGCAGCCCAGGCUCUGUAAGAUACUCCGUGUCCUCGCAUUUGCUUAUCCCUACACCUGGGACUCGCUCCCCAUCUUCUACAGGCUAUUCGUGUUCCCAGGGGAGAGCGCACAGAAUGAAGCCACCUUGUACCACCAGAAGCACGUGGCCAUGACUCUCCUGGCCUCUUUCUUUUACUCUGCACACCUGCCAGAGCGCCUGGCCCCUGGAUGCUUCGACUACAUCGGUCACAGUCACCAGCUGUUCCAUGUGUGUGUGAUCCUGGCUACGCACAUGCAGAUGGAAGCCAUACUUCUGGACAAGACCCUGAGGAAGGAAUGGCUCCUGGCCAGCUCUGGGGCCCUGUCUUUUCCUCAGAUAGCCGGAGCCUUACUUCUGUGCCUCAUCUUCAGCCUCAGCAACAUAAUUUAUUUCUCAGCUGCUCUGUAUCGGAUGCCUGAGCCAGAACCACAUAAAAAGGAAAUGUGA
Messenger RNA from Pteronotus mesoamericanus, 1152 nucleotides. It is a transcript of the gene PAQR5, whose product is annotated as progestin and adipoQ receptor family member 5. Bases 160 to 1152 code for a protein of 330 amino acids. Gene Ontology annotation, molecular function: signaling receptor activity. The record is from RefSeq and is a predicted model, not a curated record. The transcript is spliced from 8 exons. Lineage: Eukaryota; Metazoa; Chordata; Mammalia; Chiroptera; Mormoopidae. Gene Ontology annotation, cellular component: membrane.